Molecule: messenger RNA, 438 nt
Organism: Taeniopygia guttata (zebra finch)
Lineage: Eukaryota; Metazoa; Chordata; Aves; Passeriformes; Estrildidae
Source: RefSeq, a predicted model, not a curated record
UGCCACGCAGGCGAUGUCGCUCUCCACGCGGCGCAGCUGGGCCGCCAGCAGCUCCAGCAGCCGCAGGAAGGCGGUGGCCACGCUGCUGACCUGUUCCAGGGCACCAUGGCUCAGGACAUGACCGAGAAGGAGCUGCUGAAGAUGGAGCUGGACCAGCUGAAGAAGGAGGUGAAGAACGAGAGGCAGAUGGUGUCCAAGACGGGCAAGGAGAUGAAGGAGUUCAUCGAGUCGAUGGCGGGCGAGGACCCGCUGCUGAAGGGCGUCCCCGAGGACAAGAACCCCUUCAAGGAGAAGGGCGGCUGCGCCAUCAGCUGAGCCCGGCCCGCGCCCCCCAGUCCCACCCCGGCGGGAGGAGGAGGAGAAAUAACCGUGAAAAUAAAAUUAAAAUAGUUAAACACCCCCAAAGCCCCACCCCACCCCAAUGCCGCUGGGGCACUG